Poeciliopsis prolifica (blackstripe livebearer) is the source of this 2671-nucleotide messenger RNA. It is a transcript of the gene bhlhe22, whose product is annotated as basic helix-loop-helix family, member e22. The record is from RefSeq and is a predicted model, not a curated record. Lineage: Eukaryota; Metazoa; Chordata; Actinopteri; Cyprinodontiformes; Poeciliidae. Gene Ontology annotation, molecular function: protein dimerization activity. The transcript has a single exon. Bases 217 to 1035 code for a protein of 272 amino acids.
GCGUAACGAGGGUGAUGGUGGUGAUCAGCCGAAGGUGAAUCCAACACAGACACAGAAAGAGAGAGAGAAAGAGAGAGAGAGUGACACUUUUACACAAGUCUCUUCUUCAUCACCGCACCUCAGCUGACAAGAGAAGCUCCAAACUUCGCCGCUGACGCGCAAACAGAGGGAGAAACUCACUGCGAGGCGUCAGGAGUUCCUGGAACCCACCAGGCCAUGGACCGGAGGAUGAACCUGAACGGCGGCGCGGCAGGGGACAUUUUCCACAAAACUCUCAGCGCCGUGUCCGGCAAAAAGAUGGACCCGUUCAGAGCGUCUGCCGGCAUGGAGCUGCCGCCCAGAGACCGCCAGUCUCCAAUUAGCUGCUUUGACCAAGUCGAUCCUGACCCGAUCCAGCCCGGUGGACUGGCUGGAAGCAGAGGGGGCACUCUGGGUCUGCCGACCGGAUCUUUGUGCGUCAAGUACGGGGAGAGCGCCAACAGGACCUCUGCGGCGGAAAGUAGCGGCGGAGAGCAGAGCCCCGACGACGACAGCGACGGGCGGUGCGACAUGGUCCUCCUAACCGACGUGCGGACAGCAGGCGGGGGGAAAGCUGAAGGAGGAGGUAAGAAAACCAAAGAGCAGAAAAUGCUGCGGCUCAACAUCAACGCCAGGGAGAGACGGCGGAUGCACGACCUGAACGACGCGCUGGAUGAGCUCCGGGCGGUAAUCCCCUACGCGCACAGCCCAUCGGUGCGCAAACUCUCCAAAAUCGCCACCCUGCUGCUCGCCAAGAACUACAUCCUCAUGCAGGCGCAGGCGCUGGAGGAGAUGAGGAGGCUGGUUGCGUACCUUAACCAGGGCCAGGCCAUCUCGGCGGCUUCCAUACCGGCUACCACCGCGCUGGCAGCUCCUCCACCCGGCCUGGGCGCGUACGAGCAACCGCCCGGAUACCCGUUCCCCGCCGGGGUGACUGCGCCCUCCUGUCCGGACAAAUGCGCCCUAUUCAACAAUGCCGCGUCCAGCCUCUGCAAACAGUGCACUGACAAGCCUUAAAACUGCACAGAGACUACAAAGAAGCACACAAGAAGGAGAAAAAUCUGACAGAAGAUCGAGUAGAGACAAAAAAAAUUAACAUUUUUAUAAUAUUUACUAAACGCAUUAAACCUCGCUUCUGUUUUUUUUUUUUUUUUUUUCCUGUUCGAACAACACUUGAUUGUGUACAUAAAUCAUCUUUAAAGUGCUGGUGUGAAUGAAGGCCGAAUAGAAGCUGAAUUAAAGGCCUGUUGCUCUGUGAUGGACCCUCUGUGGAAAAGUCUGGGUGACCUGACAACCUGCGCGACUUUUUUUUGCUUUUUUUGUUUUUUGUUUUUUAUAUCCGGAGCGCAACAGCACCGACCUCACUCUGCUGCUUUCUCACGCGUUUACUUUGACUCAUAAAUCAAAGGCCCAGUUUUCAAAAGAACCUUCCAAGUGAAUGUUUCGGACGAGGAGAGUUAAAUAAAAAAAAAGAAAAGAAAACAAGUGAAGCACUCGGUUAAUUGCGAAAGAUUUACUUUCAACUCAGUGAAGAAGAAAAAAAUCUGAAAGAGUAGAAAAGCAUACAUUUAGGUCUACAAGGUGGUUUUAUGUGUCUUUUGUAAUUUAUUAAUUUGAGAUAUUUAUGGUAUUUAUGCUUGCAUUGCACAUUGUCGUCUGAGUUGAUGUGUUUUCUGCAUUUUUUUCAUAAUUUUUCGUUCUGAUGAAUCGCGCUGUCAGGUCAAGUCUUUGGUUUAUUGUUGUAGAUACUUUGGUUGUUCUAAGAUCAAAGGGGGCCGUUUGUAUGUAUUUGAGUGUGGAAAAGCUUUAUUAAAAUAUUUUGAACAACAGCAGAAAUAUAUAUAUAUAUAUAUCUGGUUAUUUAUCCAAGGCAGUCAGUGCAACUUGAAGCAGAGAAAGGUUUGAAUGUUGUGCGCAUUGACGUGUCAUAUUUCACGGUUUGAUCGUUUCGUUUUAAUUCACAACAAAUUCCACCUGAAUGCACUUUGGGAGCCAAAACGUUUCAAUUCAUACUGAGCUCCAUGGACAUAUUCCAUCAAGCACAAGCCAUUCCGAUCAGACUAAUUCAGAUUUUAGCGUGUUUUGUUACACAUUCAGGUUGUUUCUGUGCGUAAAGAAUCUCCAGUUUCUCAAGUUUCUUGGCUCUCAUCGGGUGUCAAUAAUUUUCCCCUCCAUCAAAACGGCUUCCUUUCUUUUACAGCUAAUUUGCGCCAAAUCCUUGGAGAGAAUAGCCUACCAGAAGUGAUAGUUGAAAACAGAUCAAUCAUUCUUAAAAAGGGAGAUCAGAUGGCAGUUAAAUUAAUAAUAUUAGAUCAACUUGCAUUACGAUGCGUAAGAGAAUGUUAAUGAAAAACACAGGUGAUGAGAGUUGUCGCCGUAAUACCUGCUUGCAGAUAAUCAAACUCCUCGUUUAAGGGCGAUUACACCCUCACGAUGUGAUUAAGACAUGUAAUUACAUCGCUGUUCAAUCAUUGUCGCAGUUUUGCGUCUUUAAUGAGAACGCAGCUGCAGUCGCAGCGACUUUGGCCCUUUGGCCCUCCUUUUAUUUUAAAAGCCAAACGACACAAUAUUUCUCCAACGAGAUUAUUACAAACAUUAUGGGAAUUAUUUUAAUAGGAAUCAUUAAACAGUUUGAAUCAGGUCUUUUUUUUUU